Molecule: messenger RNA, 1571 nt
Organism: Sesamum indicum (sesame)
Lineage: Eukaryota; Viridiplantae; Streptophyta; Magnoliopsida; Lamiales; Pedaliaceae
Product: 11-beta-hydroxysteroid dehydrogenase A
Cellular component (GO): cytosol
Molecular function (GO): oxidoreductase activity
Source: RefSeq, a predicted model, not a curated record
UCGACCCAUGCAAUCCACUCAACAUUCCUUGUUUUCCCCUCCCAUGUAUUUCCAGUCCAUCAACCUCUGAUGCAUCAGAUUUUCUACGUAAUUCCAAUCCCUCUUCCCACCACCGAUCACAGGUGUUUCUUCUGCACAGCAGCUUCAUGGACUUGGUUAACGCAUUCCUCAACAUUUUCGCACCCAUCUUCACCGUUACCACAUUCUUCGUCUUCUUUCCCGCCUACCUCUGCUUCAAAUCUCUCCACUUCUUCUGGCGUUCCAUUUUCAGCGAAAAUGUCGCCGGAAAAGUCGUCGUCAUCGCCGGAGCUUCGUCCGGUAUAGGGGAGCAUGUAGCAUAUGAGUAUGGAAAGAGGGGCGCAUUUUUGGUGAUUGGGGCAAGAAGAGAGAACGCUCUGCGAGAAGUUGCGGAGAGGGCCUAUUUGGUUGGGUCUCCUCGUGCUAUCCCUGUGCCCUCUGACAUCUCCAAAGUUGAGGACUGCAAGACAUUGAUUCAAGAAGCCAUCAACCAAUUCGGGCGAUUGGAUCAUCUGGUGAUGGCUGCUGGAGUCACUCCAGUAAGUAUGUUUGAGGACACAUUUCAAGUCACCAACUUCGCACCAGCAAUGGAUAUAAACUUUUGGGGUCUGGCUUAUGCAACUUAUUUCGCCGCUCCCUACUUAAGGAUGACAAAAGGCAGGAUUGUUGUAAUUGCGUCUUCGGCUAGUUGGCUGAAUGCACCACGGCUGAGCUUCUACAAUGCAAGUAAAGCUGCAGUUGUUAGCUUCUUUGAAACGCUGCGGACUGAGUUUGGAUCAGAUAUUCGGAUAACAUUGGUCACUCCAGGAUUGGUUGAGUCGGAGAUGACAAAGGGCAAAUUCCUUGACAAGGAAGGGAAAAUGGUGGUGGAUCAAGAUAUGCGAGAUGUUGUGAUGAGUGCUAUUCCAAUAGAGUUGGUUGGGCGAUGUGCAAAGGCAAUUGUGGACGGUGCGUGCCGUGGAGACAAGUACUUGACAGUGCCUCCUUGGUUCAGGACGACCUUCUUCAUCAAGAUGAUGUUGCCUGAAGCAACAGACUGGUUUAACCGCUGGUUUUCCAUCACUGAACCAGGAAUUCCAGCGACAGAAGCUAUCAGCAAGAAAGUGGUAGAUUUGCCUGGAGUCAAGGACAUCUUGUGGCCAGAUUCUGUCCGGUCCCCCAAGAUUAAAGCCAACUGAUGCUAAAGAAGACAAUCAGCUAACAGGUUGUCUCAGGGAUCUUUCUAAUGGAAGUAUAUACUAUCAAUAAGAACCAGACAGCACAAGUUUGAAUAGCACGCUCGGACAGUAAAGAUUCUUGCUAAAGAAUCAACGAAUCGUGCUUUAGAAGUGCAGGGUGAACUUCUUCAAGUUGGAAUCCUAAAUGUUCAAUAGGGACAUCAGAAGAGAUCCCUUCUAGUUCUAUCUUCCAUGCAUUUAACACUAGAAACAAUUACACCCCUAGCACCGGUGUGUAACUAUAUCUUGGUCAGAACCCUAUUGUUGUAAGAAUCGGGCUGAUAUUAAAAGGCUCAUAUCAAUCUUAGCACUACCAUGAAAAGCUUAUUAAAGUAA